CAUUGAUGAACUUUUUUCAAGCGUCGUGCGUGUAUUUGUUUCUGCCUUUUCAUUCUAGUCAGCAUGGGUAAAUUCACGCCAAAGAAACCACAAAAGCCAAAAGCGUCUUCCAAAAAGAAAGAGCCAGAGACUUUUGAUGACUUUAUGGAAGAGGCUAUUCACUUGGAAGAACAAGGAGAACGUUACAGAACAGGAGAACGAGCUGAGCGAUACUAUGUUAAAGCAGCUGAAAUGUAUGGAAAGGCUUUCAGCUUAAAUGACAAAGAUGCCGACUGUGUUUACAACUGGGGACGUGUCCUGUUUCUCUUGGUAGAUUUUUUGUCUUCUCACGCUACACCUGAAGAGAAAUUAACCAAAGUAGAUGCAUCGAUUGAAAAGUUUAGGAUCGCAUUAGAUCUCGAGCCAAAUAAGUCAGACGCACAAUUCAACUUGGCUCAAGCACUUCACCAACGCUCAGAAAUUUUGCAAGACACAACAGAGAUAGAUAAUGCGUACAGUGCAUCAGCCAUGGCGUUACAAGAAGCCAUGACUAUCUUUGACCAAUUAUACAGUAUUCAAGAAAAAGAAUACAUGGAACUUCAUGCACCCCCUUCUCCUGCCGAGGAAGAACAGGAAGAAGAAAAAGAAGAAACACAAGAAGACAUAGAAGAUAAAGCGCAGGGUAGACAGGAAUUUACAACUGCAACUAGGGUAGAAGCUACUACAGAAUACUCGCUUAUCGAAACACUGCUAUCCACAGCCGAAACGAUGUCAACUAUGGGAUCGAUGCUAGCCUCAUUCCCAGCAUCCAUGGAUUUAUUUAGUCGUGCCAAGGCUAAACUAGCACUUGCAGAGGAAUGGUACGAAAAGAUGCCACCAAGCUCUCCAGAAGAUCCAGAAGUGGAAAAACAAAAGAAGGCAGCGCGUGUACAGAUCAAUCUGAAAGAAGCCGCAACCUAUGCUGCCAUGGCGGACCGUACGGUGAUCGCUUCUAAUAACGUUGACAACAGACUAUUUGAUAGAGCAAUCGAGAGACUAGACGAAAUCAUUCAACAGUACGAUCCUCGGCAUGUGGAGGCCAUGUGUGACAAAGGUGAUGUGCUGACGUCCUACGGCCAGGCCCUUUUAGAUAUCGCCAACAAGAAACAGGUGCCUCUGGUGCCAGAAAAGAAUGGCAAGGAAAUUUGGAACCUUUUCUCUGCUGCAACAAAAUCAUUUCAGUCAGCGCUUGCCAUUGAAUCAAAAAACCUUAGGAUCCUCAACAAAAUGGGUGACCUUAGUUUACUUCGAGCUAAAUUACCACUCCCUGUCGCAGAGCGAAACCGACUCCAGUUACUGAAAAAUGCAGAAUUCUAUUACAAACAUGCAGUUGAAGUCAAUAAGGAAGUACUCACAAGUGGAUACAUUGGCUGGGCCAUGAGUGAAUGGGCGUUAGAGGAAUGGGCAGAUGUCAAGGAGAAAAAGGAAAAUGCGAUCAAGAUUAUACAAGUGUGGAUCAAACGUGGCGGUAGUGGAAGUCUGUUCCGUAGCUUGGCGGAAGACAAUGAUGUUUGGGAUGAAGAAUUCGUGCAAUUUAUUAUUGAGCACUUUUUUAAUGAAGAAGAUAGUGAAGAAGAGGAGAGUGAAUAAUAAAAAGACAUACUUGUAUAAGCUUUUGUUGUUUAUAAUGAGUUAUCCCAGGAAAAAAAAAUUACUUC
Messenger RNA from Rhizopus microsporus ATCC 52813, 1676 nucleotides. RefSeq lists its product as uncharacterized. Lineage: Eukaryota; Fungi; Mucoromycota; Mucoromycetes; Mucorales; Rhizopodaceae. The record is from RefSeq and is a predicted model, not a curated record. Gene Ontology annotation, molecular function: protein binding. Bases 64 to 1608 code for a protein of 514 amino acids. The transcript has 3 exons.